Zea mays is the source of this 1094-nucleotide messenger RNA. RefSeq lists its product as uncharacterized. Lineage: Eukaryota; Viridiplantae; Streptophyta; Magnoliopsida; Poales; Poaceae. The record is from RefSeq and is marked validated. The transcript is spliced from 3 exons. The coding region runs from base 187 to 711 and encodes 174 amino acids. Gene Ontology annotation, molecular function: DNA binding; zinc ion binding.
AGCUUCGUCAUUUCCGGCGCCCUCCUCCUUUCCUUUAUCUCUCUCCCCACGCCCCCACGUUUCGCCCCCCAUUUCGAAGCCCACCGAAUUCCCUGCGAUUCCUCUCCCCUCGCCUCCUCGUCUCCCCCUAGGGGAUCGUCGGAGAGGAAUCGCAAAGAGGGCCGUCUCAUCCGAGUUAAGGAAGCCAUGGAGCACAAGGAGGCUGGGUGCCAGGCCCCCGAGGGACCCAUCCUCUGCAUCAAUAACUGUGGCUUCUUCGGCAGCGCGGCGACCAUGAACAUGUGCUCCAAGUGCCACAAGGAGAUGAUAACGAAGCAGGAUCAGGCCAAGCUGGCUGCCUCCUCUAUCGACAGCAUCGUGAACGGCAGCGACGCCGUCAUGGAGCCGGUUGUUGCUGGCAGCAACACGGUAGUAGCUGUUGCCCAAGUUGAGUUGCAAACAAUGAACGUGCAGCAGCCCGCUGAUGUUGCCGGACCCAGCGAGGGGGUGGCGGCGAUCUCCAAAGGGGGGAAGGUAGGGCCGAACCGGUGCAGCGCCUGCAGGAAGAGGGUUGGACUUACGGGAUUCAACUGCCGGUGUGGGAACUUGUACUGCGCACUCCACCGCUACUCCGACAAGCACGACUGCAAGUUCGACUACCGGACUGCUGCCAGGGACGCCAUUGCCAAGGCUAAUCCGGUGGUGAAGGCAGACAAGCUCGACAAGAUCUAGGGGGGGUUCCCUACGGUUGGGUAUCAGGAAGAUUGUAAACCGCGGUAACUCGUCAUGCGGAACUGCUGCCUUGCCCCCCGCGCCUUUCUCUUCCAUGUUUGCUGCUACAAUCUUGUUGUUGGGCAUUGCAGUGCACGGUGCACACUUGUGUAGCCCGCCUCGAGAAUUCCUGCCUCUGCAUCUGGUCAGUUCUAAAAUGAUUUGCAUGUUGGCUAUGUUGUGUAAGCUCUAUUUAUGGUGGUCUCGCUGAGACGGGUAUUUGGCUUCGCAGUUAUCUAGCUAUGUGAUGUACUGUUGUCUUGUCCCUGGGUAUUAUAUGGUACACUGCAGCCAGUAAUAGUAAUCUGCAACUGUGCGUUAAAUGGUCCGUCGUUUUCCUAUAC